Cariama cristata (Red-legged seriema) is the source of this 399-nucleotide messenger RNA. It is a transcript of the gene NDUFA11, whose product is annotated as NADH dehydrogenase (ubiquinone) 1 alpha subcomplex, 11, 14.7kDa. The transcript has 3 exons. The record is from RefSeq and is a predicted model, not a curated record. Gene Ontology annotation, biological process: mitochondrial respiratory chain complex I assembly. Bases 1 to 399 code for a protein of 132 amino acids. NCBI's taxonomy places the organism in Eukaryota, Metazoa, Chordata, Aves, Cariamiformes, Cariamidae.
AUGGCAGAGUUCCUGGGGAUCCAGCUAAUGGCUGAGCUGGACCUGCUCGAGCUGGACCUGCAUGGCACAGAGGGGGCUGGAUCGGAGGAGGUACCGGAAGGAACCGGCUGGGAUUUGUAUAAUGCUGAGUCUUACCACAGUGGCCAGGAUAUGAUGCCCCCGGCUACGCUAGGGGCUGUGUUUGGCUUAACUACCUGUCUCAGUGCCCAAGUCCGAGAGGAACCAGAUGAUCCCUUGAACUAUUUCAUAGGAGGCUGUGCAACGGGAGCUGUCUUAGGUGCAAGAGCUCACAGUUACAUGACUGGGACCACUGCAUGUUUGGGGUUUGGAAUUACUGCUGCUCUCGUGAAGAUCGGUAAAAAGGAGGGCUGGAGGCUGACGGGACCUCCCAAGCUGUAA